UGCCCUAUCGUUGGUGUCAGUGGGAGGAAUAGCGCCCCAUCAUUGGUGUCAGUGGGAGGAAUAGCGUGCCCCAUCAUUGGUGUCAGUGGGAGGAAUAGUGCCCCAUCAUUGGUGUCAGUGGGAGGAAUAGUGCCCCAUCAUUGGUAUCAGUGGGAGGAAUAG
This is a messenger RNA of Staurois parvus, 162 nucleotides long. The record is from the annotation of a GenBank genome assembly. NCBI's taxonomy places the organism in Eukaryota, Metazoa, Chordata, Amphibia, Anura, Ranidae.